Molecule: messenger RNA, 1184 nt
Organism: Condylura cristata (star-nosed mole)
Lineage: Eukaryota; Metazoa; Chordata; Mammalia; Eulipotyphla; Talpidae
Gene: INKA1
Product: family with sequence similarity 212, member A
Exons: 2
Coding region: 303-1142 (279 amino acids)
Cellular component (GO): nucleus
Molecular function (GO): protein serine/threonine kinase inhibitor activity; protein kinase binding
Source: RefSeq, a predicted model, not a curated record
CGGGGUUCCGGCACGGGCAUGCACAGCGCUCGGCUUGACAGCUUCCUGGGCCAGCUUCGCUGGGAACUGGCCCGCAACCCUGCCUCCCGCCCUGGUGGCGGGUGCCGACUUGCCCAACUCAGCGUGCUGCAGCCUGCCGGGACUGCCACCAGGUCGGCUGAUGUGAGCCACACGAACCUCGUGUGCCAGUGCCCCCAUGUAGCCUCUGCGCCCACUCCAGGCCUUGCUGCCCAGGUCUGCAGGCCUAUCCAGGUCUCUUAGGCCUUCUGUUCUGGAAUUGGGCUGUCCAGGCAACAGGAGUGAUGAGACCUGCCCCUCGGACCUUUGCUUCUCUUCUACAGCUGUGUGGCCGGGACACAGGCUCGCCCCCGAUGCCUGGCCCUCUACCAACACCCCCCAAAUCCGGCCCAACUGUGAGGCUCCGCAACCACCGGCUCAGGGCUUCAGAUGCCUUGGAAGAGGACUCUAGCUGCUGUGCAGAGGAAGAGGAGGAAGCUGUGGUAACCAGAGACAGGAGUGUGGCCUUGGCGAGAUCCAGGGAACAUGCCCUGGACUGGGACUCUGGCUUCUCGGAGGUAUCAGGCAGCACAUGGAGAGAGGAGGAGCCUCCCACACCCCAACAACCAGUACCCCCAGCACGGCACCCCCACAGACAGCACCUCUUGGCCAGUGGCAUCCCCCUGCCCAGUGGGGCCCCUGUGACCAGUGUACCACCUGCCCACCGACCACGGCCCAGGUCUACCCCAGAUGCCUGCCUGGAGCACUGGCGGGGGCUGGAAGCUGAGGACUGGACAGCAGCCCUGCUGAGCAGAGGACGCAGUCGCCAGCCCCUAGUGCUGGGGGACAAUUGCUUUGCUGACUUGGUACACAACUGGAUGGAGCUGCCUGAGGCAGCGGGGGAGGGGGAGAGCGGGGGUGGGCCCCGCAUCCGUGCUCGGCCCCCUCAGUUCCUGCAUGGACUCUCUGAGCAGCUGCGGCGCCAGCUGGCCAGGGCACGGCGGGCAGCCAUGGCAGGAAAGCGACUGUCAUGCCCACCUCGCCCGGAACCUGAACUGCCUGCAGACGUCUCCCGCUUUGCCGCUCUCAUGAACUGCCGCAGUCGCCAACCCAUCAUCUGCAAUGACGUUGUCAGCUACCUCUGACCCUGCCCUCCAGCCUGGCACAAUAAAGGCCUUUUUCUGGAC